AUGAGUGUGAUCACUAAAUAUUUUUAUUCCAAGGUGCUGCGGGUCUUCAGAGAUCUGCAUAAGACAAGAAGACAUGUUUUUAAAGAUGAUGACCGAGCUCUGACAGCUGCCAGGUUAAAAAUAAAUGAUGAAUUCCAAAAAAACAAGAAUGAAACGUCAGAGGAAAAUAUCAAAGAGAUGCUCAAAAUGGCCCGAGCGGUUGAAACCAUCCUUCGUGAAAAUGUGAUACAAGGAGAGCAUGUGGAGCAAAAUAAAAUAUUGUUACGUCCCCGUGAGAGUCUCCUGCUGGACAAUGUGCCUUACUCUGAUACACCCAGAAACAAGACACGGCCCUGAUUCACUGUCAUUGAUACGGCUCACCCAUUUUUCAUUUGCACUGUAAUAUCACACAGUGGCCAUAACAGCAUAACUUUAAUAACUUGUACAGUAUGUUGGAGCAGCGCUGAUGUGAUCA
Messenger RNA from Cyprinus carpio (common carp), 454 nucleotides. Its product is annotated as complex III assembly factor LYRM7-like. The coding region runs from base 1 to 336 and encodes 111 amino acids. Lineage: Eukaryota; Metazoa; Chordata; Actinopteri; Cypriniformes; Cyprinidae. The record is from RefSeq and is a predicted model, not a curated record. The transcript has 5 exons. Gene Ontology annotation, biological process: mitochondrial respiratory chain complex III assembly.